Molecule: messenger RNA, 687 nt
Organism: Rhizopus microsporus ATCC 52813
Lineage: Eukaryota; Fungi; Mucoromycota; Mucoromycetes; Mucorales; Rhizopodaceae
Exons: 6
Coding region: 1-687 (228 amino acids)
Source: RefSeq, a predicted model, not a curated record
AUGUAUUUGUUCAUUAAGAGAAAGGAAGGAGACAGAGAGAGAUUCGUUCCUGAUUCAUUUAUGAAGGUGAUCUCUUUUCCUAUUUCAUCUAUUUUAUUCUUCUUUCACGCUCUAAUUCUCAUGAAGUUUGUUACAGUUGCUGCCAUUGCAUCCCUUUUUGUACACCAAGUCCUUGCUAAGCCUGCAGAAGGAUGUCUCCAAACUCAUAUAAUUACUACAAACGAUACCUGUGUAUCUGUUGCUGCACAAUACAAAAUUUCUGAAGCUGAUUUCUACGCUAUGAAUCCUGGCCUUCAUCACAGUGUUCAACAUAAUUGCGAUAAUCUUGAUACAGGCAAGCCUUUCUGUGUUUGCUUAACAGCGCCAUGUGCUGUUGCUGCAGACGUGGUGUCUAACAACGUUACUACUCCCACUAACUCCUCUACUGCUGCCUCUGCCUCCAUUGCUGUAUCUGGCGCCUCCACUUCACUUCCAUCUGCAUCCGCUGCUUCAUCAUCUGUUGUUUCUAGUAUCCUUUCUUCUAGUGCCUCUGCUUCAGUCUCCAGUACCUCAAUUUCCAAUGCGCCUAGUUUAAGUGCCAGUCCUGCAUCUGCCAGUAAGACUCCUAGUUCAGCUGUUUCUCUCACCUCUUCUUCAGCUCUCGUUGCUGCCGGUAUUGCCUGUAUUGCCGUCUCUGCUUUUAUUUAA